CCCCUCCCUGCCCCCUCCCUCCGUCCUCCGUCCAUCCUUUCAAAAAGACUCAGCGAUCAGCCUGAACAGGCAGCGUAGGCUGCCCUCUACAGGUGGAUGAAUGAAGACUCCAUUCAAGAGCCCAGCGGCCCCCCGGCCACGAGCGGAUGGCGGACAUUCAGGCGUGUCUGCAAACAUGAUGAAGAAGAAGAACUCGCACAAGAAACAGAGGACCAGUGUUGGUCCUAGUAAGACUCUGGCUCCACCCAAGAGGAGCAUAGUCGGCUACAGGAUCCAGCACAUUUGGAAGGAGGGCAGUAAGUCAUCUCAGUGGAAGGGGACAGUCCUGGACCAGGUCCCUGUUAACCCCUCUCUCUUUCUCAUCAAAUACGAUGGCUUUGAUUGUGUCUACGGCCUGGAGCUGUACAGAGAUGAGCGGGUGGUGGGGCUGGAGGUGCUGCCCGACAGAGUGGCUCCAGCCCUCGUCAGCGACUCACUGCUGGCCGACACGAUGAUCGGUAAAGCGGUGGAGCACAUGUUUGAGACGGAGGACGGGCCGAAGGAGGAGUGGAGGGGCAUGGUUCUGGCCCGGGCUCCCAUCAUGACGUGCUGGUUCUACAUCACCUACGAGAAAGACCCAGUUCUCUACAUGUACCAGCUGCUGGACGACUACAAGGAAGGAGACCUGCGCAUCAUGCCCGACUCAAACGACAACGUGACGACGGAACGGGAGCCCGGCGAGGUGGUCGACAGUCUGGUGGGCAAACAGGUGGAGUACGCCAAAGAAGAUGGCGGCAAGCGCUCGGGGAUGGUCAUCCACCAGGUGGAGGCCAAGCCCUCCGUCUACUUCAUCAAGUUUGACGACGACUUCCACAUUUACGUCUACGACCUGGUCAAGACCUCCUAAGACCGAGAACUCCAGAAAAAACUUUCACAUCCUGCCCAGAUCCUCCAUAAACACAGCCCCGCCCCCUCCUCCCCCUCGACCUGUGGAGACAGAUGAUAUCACAGGAGAAGAUGACAACUGUUCCCGAAACAACAAGUAAAAGCUGUUACAGUUCGAUCCUGAGACCAAAUGAAUAAAAAAAAAACUCAUCUGAAAGCAGGAAGGUCGACAGAAGGACGUCACUCCCCUUUUCCUGAAACCCUGUCGGACUGUUUGAAACCUCCAUCGUGUGUGUGCGCGGGGGGGAGGGGCUCUGCUGAGGUCAAUGAAGGAACACAGGCGUAGAUUUGGACCUGGUCUCCAUCGUGCAUCUGCUUUUUCAUUCAAGGCGUGAACAGACGUUGAAAACCUGAAAGAGGACGUCGACUCUUAUCAUUUCUCUUUCUCAUGUGUCGGUUCCGACAUCAUUUCCCGUCAUUAGCUGAUUUAUACGUUCAUUUUAAAGCAGCGUUCUCUGUUCUUUCCUUUCUUUCUUUUAUUGGAGUUGUUGUUUGUUGCUUGACCUUGUUUCCGGUGCUGCGUUGCCUCCCUAAAUUUCAGCCUGAAGGUUCGACCGAUAACUUGUUUUAUAAGGUUUUAAACAUUUUUAUAUUGGUGCCAAAAAGAUUCCAGAAAAGUAUUGACAGGAAGCAGAAUCGCUGAGAUGACGAUGCCCACGUUAUGUGGAAAAAAUAUUGAACCUUUCCCCGUUUUAUAAACAUGUUCUGUUUAAUAUAAUACAAGGCAGUUUAAUAUCGUUUGAUAGCACUUAGGUGAAAACAAGGUUAACAGGAAAAAUAACAAAUAGAAAGAAAAGAAAUAGGAAAAAUCAAAGUGUUGAAAUUCAGUUUUAUUGAAUUUCAGUCUGCAUUUUAUUUUCUCAUGUGUUUUGGAUCCGAUUUUAAAGGGAUAGUUCAGGUUUUUUUUGAAGGUACUGAAGUUUAUAAACCUCUCACUCCCCCACACCAAAGUCGUCCCUGUCACUAAGUUAAAAUGUAUGAAGUUCUUUGUUCACAUUUAACUUUUAAAGACACAAACUUACUGAAGAGAGACAGCAGUGGACUUUGGUGCUUUUAUAUAUGUUUUCCUUGAUAUAAAGAUAUCAUAGACUUAAUUGGACCUUAACCUUCUGUUUUCCUUGUGUUCUCAUUGGCAGCCAUGUUUUUGGCUGUUUCUGUGUAAUUAAAAAAAACCUUAACUAUCCCUUUAAUAUCAGAACGAGACACAUGAUGUUGUUCAUAAGUGUUUAUUAAUGUUCAUUAUUUGUUUUUGCAUCGUUGCCUUGUUUCACUGUGUUGUUCAGUUUCCGCCUCAGUUGUUUGUUUCGCUUUAAUAAACACUUAGACGUCAUUAAUAUCAUUUAUUAUUCAAAGAGCUGCCUGAAAAGUCAAGUUGCCAUCACAUGGAGGGUGUCGCACCUUAUUUUCUCCCAUCGUCGUCUCUCCUUUGUUUGUUUCUCCUCUUCUGUCCAGUGGAGACUGCACGCUCUCCGUCGUGAGGAAGUUUUAAAGUCAAAACAUUUCCUUCUUCAGGAGGAAACUCUCUCCGUGAUUUAACGUCCUCUCCUCUUCGUUGCUCUGACCACCAAACAUCCGAGUCUAAAGAGGCGUGGCUGUCUCUGUCCACAUCACAUUCCCCGUGUGAGUCCGUGUAGCGCUGACCUUGUACAGUUGGAGCAGCUUCUCCCAUAUUUUUGUUCAUUUUCUUAAGUAAAACUCGCUGAUUGUAGCGUCUUGAUUCCCUUAAAAUGUCGACUUAAGAUUCUAGAACCUUAUUUUGAAGACAAACACAUGAGAACAUUUGACUUCCAUUGUGAUGAAUCUGUGUUCCCACAUCUUUUGUGUGUUCUCCAGAGCUUUCGAGAUCCUUUUUUUUUUCUACUCUGUUCAAAACACAAAAUUCACAGCUUUGGGUUCUGGAACGAUAAGAGUUUUGUAUGGAAAAAAAGAAAUACGAGCGUUGUUUGUGAUUGAAUUAAAGAGUGUGGUGUCGUCGUAGAAUUCAUCCCAUUCCGACGUCGUUUGUUGUUCCACAGGGUUCUGAACGUGUGGAGACGAGAACGUCGCGGAACCCUCACGUUGUGAUUCUAGAAUCAUCUCUUCCCGACAGAAUCUGUUUGGUUUUCAACAAUACAUUUUUUUUUUCCUCCAUAAAAAGACAUUUUCUUUGAACUCACAGCUUUGGAUUCUAUAUAUAUUUAUGUAUAUAUAGAAUAUACACAUGUAUAUAUCUAUCCAGAGUAGAAAUCAACACCUACUUCGUUAAAACUCAAUGACUAAUCGAUGAGUUGAGUAUGUGUGUGACAAGGCAGGUUCAAUAUGACCCGGGUGUUUCCCACAAUGCAUCUCUUCAGGGUGAGAAUGGCAGGAUGUCAGGGUUGUGCCGAGCCUCCCGGUGUUGUCUGGUGGGAAAUCAGGGUGAAAUCAAACUGACCUUUGCCUCUAUGAUGUGGACAUGAGUCGUCGUAUGUUCAGGAGGUGAAAUGGCGUUAGUGACCAUGGAUCUGUGUGUGUGUGUGUGUGUGUGUGUGUGCGCGUGUGUGUGAACCAGCCCCUGUUCACAGCUGUGUUGUUUUUGCAUGCCUAUAUAGCUCAGUGUAAAUCGAUGUGCGUUGCAUGUCUGUGUAGUUUUCGGUUCUUCAGCUGGUUCUGUCCUCUGUGGCUUCUGGUGCCUUUCAUUUGGUUCCCUUGUCUUUUAUUUCUCCGGUUCUAUUUAACGUUUCUAUCUCCGCUCAGAGGCUGCUGGUGCUUCUGGUAUUUUAGGGUUAUAUUAUAGGACAAAACAUGACAUCAUGGUGGCUGUGAGUUCUGUUUUUGGGUGGAUUGUCCCUUGAGUGCCAACUAGAGAUGCCAGUGUUGUACAGCAGUGAAAUGCUCAUACUAUUUACUAAAAUAAAAAUGUAUGUUGUUUUUCA
Molecule: messenger RNA, 3818 nt
Organism: Solea senegalensis (Senegalese sole)
Lineage: Eukaryota; Metazoa; Chordata; Actinopteri; Pleuronectiformes; Soleidae
Product: spindlin-1-like
Exons: 6
Coding region: 101-886 (261 amino acids)
Biological process (GO): gamete generation
Source: RefSeq, a predicted model, not a curated record